Closterium sp. Yama58-4 is the source of this 2361-nucleotide messenger RNA. The record is from the annotation of a GenBank genome assembly. NCBI's taxonomy places the organism in Eukaryota, Viridiplantae, Streptophyta, Zygnematophyceae, Desmidiales, Closteriaceae.
AUGUGGCCUCAUGCUGUCCGGCACGCCACUGUCGCUAGGAACAGGGUGCUCACCAAGGUUGGGGAUGACUCGUGGGUGCCGUUGGAGAGGUGGCUUGGGAGGAAGCCGCCGGUGGAUAUGCUGAGGGUGUUUGGCUGCAUGGCAGUCGCCCACGUCCCCAAGACCUACCGCAGUAAGUUGGGGGCGAGUGCAAUCUGGUGUGUGCAUUUGGGGCUGGCUGCUGAGAGCAAGGGAUGGCUGCUGUGGGAACCAUCCAAGGGUGUGUUGUUUGACAGCAGGGAUGUGAAAUUCAUUGAGGGCAUGAUGUAUGGGAGCUGGGAGAAACAGCCGGAGGCAAGGGUGUCCCAGCAGAUGGAGCAGAUCACCAUGCAGCUGGACCUGACUCCUAGUGUGUGGGAGGAGGGAGAGGAGGCAGCUGCUGGAAAUGGUGAUGGAGAGAAGGUACAGGAGGCAUCUGCUGGUGGAGAAAAUGGUGUGGAAACUGGCGGCAGCACUAGUGGAGCUGCUGGACCCGAGGGAGGAGAGAAGCAGCAGGGAAAAACUAAGAAGCCGAAGGGUGUCGUUAUGAAGGGAUGGGAGACACCCGUCUCCAGGCCAGGACGUACCCGUAUGGCUACUAAGAAGCUGACUGCAGGAACUGAUGCAGCAGAGCAGCAGCUAGGGACCGAAGAGGCAUUGCUGAUUCUACCUCAUGGCUAUGACCCGGAUGAGGAGGAUGAGCCUGCGUACUGUUUUCUUGCCCCUGCACCAGAGGAACCAGCUAGCAUGGAGGAGGCAUUAGCUGGACCAGAUAGGGACAAGUGGCUGGCUUCUAGGGAUGCUGAGUACCAGAGUCUGCUGGAGAAUAGGACAUGGGAUCUGGUGGUGCUGCCUGAUGGGAAGAAAGCGAUACAAUGCAAGUGGGUGCUGAGGAUCAAGACCGAUGACAAGGGGCAGGUCACCAUCUACAAGAGUAGGCUGGUGGCGAAGGGGUUUAUGCAGAAGGAGAAGCAGGACUUCAACGAGAUCUUUGCUCCCACUGCCAAACCCCCUACCCUCCGUGUCUUGUUGGCAGAUGCAGCUGUUAGUGGAAAAUUCAUCAUUCAGAUGGAUAUUUCAACGGCAUUCCUGAAUGGGAUUUUAGAGGAGGAUGUGUACAUGACGCAGCCGCCUGGGUAUGAGGAUGGUACGGGCAGGGUGUGCAAGCUCAACAAGUCCAUCUACGGCUUGAAGCAGGCGCCACGCUGCUGGUACCAGAAGUUGGCAGCUGUUUUAGAGGAGAUGGGAUUCAGGACCAGCAGCUGUGAUGAGAGCCUCUUUCUCAAGGGUGAGGGGGAGAAGCUGGUGCUGUUUCUGGUCUAUGUGGACGACAUUCUUCUCUUCAGCAGCAGCAUGAAGGAGAUCCAGAAAGUGCAGCAGCAACUGAUGGAAAACUUCAAGUGCAAGAACCUUGGGGAGGUAAAGUACUACCUCGGGAUGCACGUGGAGAGGGAUCCAGAUCACAGGUGGUUGAAGCUGCACCAGGAGAAGUUCAUCAAGGAGCUGGGGGAGAAGUAUGGGAUUGAGAAUGAGCGCAAGGUUGCAACUCCCCUGCCAGCAAAAUUCAAGCUUCUGAAGGCUGCAGAGGAUGAAGGGGUUGAAGCUGAAGAGCAGCAGCAAUUUCAGUCCUUGGUGGGCAGCCUCUUGUACGCAGCAGUUCACACGAGGCCCGACAUCUCUUUCUCGGUUGGGCAGCUGGCUAGGGUGGUGCAGAAUCCAUCAGAGGAGCAGGUGGAUGCAGCUGAGCGUGUGGUGAAGUACCUGAACUCUCACCCAAGCAUUGGAGUUCAAUACUCCGCAUCUGCACAGGUGAAGCAGAAAGGGGUGGAGGUGCUGAAAGAGAAGGGGGAGAGGCUUGGAGAAGGCAAGCUAUUUCUCACUUGCUUUACCGAUGCUACGUGGGCUUCUGAGAAGGAGGAUUCCUCAUCUGUGGGAGGAUACAUCUGCGUAGUUGGGGGAGGACCUGUUAGUUGGAGGUCCAAGAAGCAGACGGAGACGGCACUCUCUUCCGUAGAAUCAGAGUACAUGGCGAUGUUCCAUGGGGUGAAGGAGGUGAUUUGGCUGAGGAGGCUGUUAGAGGAGAUUGGCCAGGAGCAGAAAGUUGCUAUGCCGCUGUUUUGUGAUAGCAAGGGGGCUCUUGGGAUGGCCAGAAACGCUGUGCUUCAUGGGCUGAACAAGCACAUGCGUAUCAAGUGGCACUGGCUGCGUAAGGAGGUGAAGAGGGGGACGGUGAAUCCGAUCUACAUCAAGACUCACCAGCAGCCAGCAGACUUUCUCACCAAGAGGCUUGCGGAUGAGCCUCAUUGGCGUUGUGUGCGCAUGAGUGGAAUGAGCAUGAACUAG